GCGUCUGGCUUUAGUUAAAGGCAGUACAACAGCUGUCAGAUUACAUUAUCAGCAUGGCUUGUUUAGAUAAAUGCCAUUGCUCUGUAGACAACAGGAGACAUGGCAGUAUUUUAUACAAUAUACUGAAAAAUGAGGAACACAAGGAAUCACACAAUAGCAAAAGCAGAAAAGAUCAUUCAGGAAUAUUUGGGCAAGGUUGUUCCUGUGGCUCACAGAAGAGGGUCAGUCUGAAAAGUCCCCAAAUCACAUGCAAAGCUGCUUCUGCAGUCCUGGUAAAGACUCUAAGAUUUGUGAAAAAUGUGCCAUGCUUUCAGGAACUACCUUUGGAUGACCAAUUGGUGCUGGUCAGAAACUGCUGGGCUCCACUGCUAGUACUUGGACUUGCACAGGACAAGGUGGAUUUUGAAACAAUAGAAACGUCAGAACCAAGUAUGUUACAGAGGAUUUUAACCAAUAAAGACGAAGGAGAGAAAAUCCAGCAGCAGGAUCACCAUGAAAUACAAAGAGGACCAAGUCACCACCACCAGCACAGACUCACACAGCUCCCAUCAGCUGCAGAGAUCAGGUGGAUCAAAGAGUUUCUAAACAAGUGCUGGAAACUGGACAUCAGCACUAAGGAAUAUGCGUACCUCAAAGGGAUUGUGCUUUUUAAUCCAGAUUUACCAGAAUUACACUGCAUCCAGUAUAUCCAAGGAUUACAACAGGAAGCCCACCAAGCCUUAAAUGAACAUGUCAAAAUGAGUCAAAGAUGGGAUCACAACAGAUUUGCCAAAUUAAUUAUUGUCCUUUCCUUACUCAGAUCAAUCAAUGCUUAUGUCAUUGCAGAACUUUUUUUUCGACCAAUUAUUGGUUCCGUCAAUAUGGAUGACAUGCUGCUAGAGAUGCUUGGGGCAAAAAUAUGACAAUAUCCUUCUGUGCUUGCCAAUAAAUGCUGCAGUAAGCUGUUCCAGCUCUCACAAUGUUAUAUGAGUCUAGUGAUAAACUUUGUAUUAGGAAAUGUAAAUAGCCCUAAUAAGACAAAGGUACACGUUUAGAAGACAAAUUACCUGCACAAUAGGGAAAUUUUUCCUAAAAUAAUUUGGAAAAUAGUAAAGAUUCUUCAUUAUAAGAUUAAGUUGAUUGGUUCAGGCACAAUCAUGACUUGUGUUUCACCACAACAUGGAACUGAUAAACAUAUUUAAUAUCAUGUUUUUUUAACUAUAUAAAGAUAAACUAGCAUUAACUGAUUUCAGAAUUAAAGGGACAUGAAACCCAAAAAAUGUAUUUCAUGAUUUAGGUAGAACAUACAAUAUUAAAUAGCUUUACAGUUUACUUCUAUUAUCAAAUUUGCUUAAUUCUCUUGGUAUCAUUUGUUGAAGGAGCAAUAAUGCACUACUGGUUUCUAACUGAACACAUGAGUCAGCAAAUGACUUUACUGUCCCUUUAAUGCUGUAUUACCAGUCUUCACACCAUGGAAAACUAUAUACAUAGGACAUAUGCUGAUUUACUUAAAAAUGUAUAAUUGCAGCCAAAUGACUUCUAAUAAUGAUGUAAUACCAAUUGUAUUUGGUACACAGCUAUUUUGAUGCUUAGUGCUAAUGAAAAUACAUUGCACUUAUAGUUUGAAAUGGAAACUAUACUAAUAAAUAAGCAAAACCCAAAUACUAUUACAAAUAUUUGCUGAAUGAAAGUCUCUUUGUAAGAUGUUGCUUUCUUCUAUUUCCUUAUAAUAACACUGUGCACUUGUUUGGCCAUUGUGUUGUAAAGUAUUGUAUCAUUUGUAACUUAUUGUUUUUACAAAGAUGAUAUUUUUGUAUUGUAUAAUAAAGAAUAUUC
Bombina bombina (fire-bellied toad) is the source of this 1815-nucleotide messenger RNA. RefSeq names its product nuclear receptor subfamily 0 group B member 1 (gene NR0B1). Gene Ontology annotation, molecular function: transcription corepressor activity; transcription factor binding. The record is from RefSeq and is a predicted model, not a curated record. Gene Ontology annotation, biological process: negative regulation of transcription by RNA polymerase II. Gene Ontology annotation, cellular component: cytoplasm; nucleus. The transcript has 2 exons. NCBI's taxonomy places the organism in Eukaryota, Metazoa, Chordata, Amphibia, Anura, Bombinatoridae. Bases 54 to 902 code for a protein of 282 amino acids.